AUGAACUAUCAACGCAAGAUCUUCAUCGCUCUCACGCUGCUCAUCGGUCUGCUCGUAACCGGAACCGUUGGUUACCUAUUCCUCGAAAAGGAUAACCAGUGGCGACUUCUCGAUGCCAUCUACAUGACUGUCAUCACCCUAACAACUGUCGGUUACAGCAACAUGGGAAUGAGCGAUGCUGGACGAGUUUUUACCAUGUUUCUGCUCAUCGGCGGGUUCGGGGUGUUCACCUAUAGUGUCACGAUCGCCACCGCAUUUCUGAUUGAAGGACAACUACAAAGUUUUUUCCGACAACAAAAAAUGAUUCGAACUGUCGAUAAAUUAUCAAACCAUUAUAUCAUCUGCGGACUCGGUGAUACCGGUGUGCAUGUGCUUGACGAGAUGCUAAAGGCAGAAGUAGAUUUCGUCGGUAUUGAAUUCGAGGAAGAACGACUCAUCCAUCUCUCUGACACACGAAACUUUCUGUACCUUCAAGGCGAUGCAACCGACGACGAGUUGCUCCUGCGGGCAGGAAUUGAGCGCGCCCAAGGACUCGUCACAUGUCUCAGCCGUGACCAAGACAAUCUGUUUGUUGUGAUCUCCGCAAGAAAACUGAAUCCUCAUUUAAGGAUAGCCUCUAAAGCCGUUGAAGACAAUUCCCCCGGAAAACUCAUCACCGCGGGGGCAGAUGAGGUUGUCCUACCCGAUCACAUUGGCGGGCUCCGCCUCGCAACCGGGCUACUCCAGCCACAACUCGUAGGGUUUUUGGAAAAUAUGACCCAAAAUCGACUGGACGCCCAGUUUAAUGAAUCCAUUAUUCAAGAAGGCGCACCUCUGGACGGGAUUUCUCUCAGAGCCGCCAGCAUUCACGAACAAAACUGGGUUAGUUGUCAUCGCAAUCCAAGAUAG
This is a messenger RNA of Geodia barretti, 888 nucleotides long. Lineage: Eukaryota; Metazoa; Porifera; Demospongiae; Tetractinellida; Geodiidae. The record is from the annotation of a GenBank genome assembly.